AUGGUCCUCGCUGUUAGUCCUGAGAAUAAGGCAGAGCUUUCUGGAAUCAUACAGGCAUUUCUUUUGGAUAUUGGUUAUGAGUUUCCUCCUUUGAAACUAUAUCCUGCAGUUGAAGACGAAGUGAAGCUGCAUUUCAAGAAUAACGGAUUCUCAGAUGAAUUUGUUUCGAAGGUCGAGCCACAGAUCACGACCAGCGUCGGAAUCGCAACCACGACUUUCCAAACAACCCCCUUCAAUAUACAAUGCACAGUGGCAAUAUUCACUACUUAUUGUCUCAUCAUUGAUGAUUUUGCCCAUGAUCCCGAGUUCAAGCAUCACCUAAAGCGAUUCAAUGUUUGCCUAUUGAGCCGACAGCCUCAAGGAAGCCCGGUUCUCGAGAGCAUGGGAGUGUUCCUAAGCUCGUUCCAUUCUAUCUUCGGCCAAUUUGCCGGCGAUAUGAUCAUCAAGGACUCACUACAAUUCAUCAGCGCAUGUUACGCAGAAGCCGACAGCGAGAAUCUUCAAUUCCCCCCAGAAGCCCAUCUCUUCCCUGGCUAUUUUCGCCUGAAAGUCGGCGUGGCCGAAGCCUACUCUUUUAUGUUGUUCCCAAUGGCACAAUUCUCCGAAGCCGAAUGCCUCCGAUACUGCCUACCGCUGAUACCAUAUCUGACAUGGGGUUUCAACUGGAUAAAUGACAUCAUGUCGUUUUACAAAGAAAUGGCUGAGAUGGACAACUCUAAUUUCAUCGCGAACUCGGCCAGGUGUAAAGGGCUGACUCAGAUCGAGUUUCUGAGGAAGCUCUGUGAUGAUACAAGCGACGUGAUUCAGACUUUGCGGACGCUUGGAAAGGCUCACUUCGGGCUAUCUAAGGUGGUUGAGGCUUUCGUUUCUGGUUAUGUCACGUAUCAUCUGACGCAGAGGCGGUAUCGAACGGAGGAGUUAGAUAUGACAUUCGUUUCCGAUGCUAGAGAACGGUCCAAAGCUUUCGAUUGUGAGCAGAGAAUAAACGCUGUAUAG
Penicillium samsonianum is the source of this 996-nucleotide messenger RNA. RefSeq lists its product as uncharacterized. Bases 1 to 996 code for a protein of 331 amino acids. The record is from RefSeq and is a predicted model, not a curated record. Gene Ontology annotation, molecular function: carbon-oxygen lyase activity, acting on phosphates. Lineage: Eukaryota; Fungi; Ascomycota; Eurotiomycetes; Eurotiales; Aspergillaceae. The transcript has a single exon.